UAGUACCUCCUUAUGAGAUAAACUAAUCACGUGGUAACAAUGGUUGCUACGCAUCGAUCGUAAACACCAAAACAAUACGUCACAGAAAAUGUUAGCGACGAAAUCGAACUAAAUUAUCGAUAUUACUACCUUAAAUACAGAAGGCUUAAGCUGCGAAAUACUUUUUAAAAAGGCAAGACCAGCGAGGACAUAUCGGCGACCGGAAACAAACUGCUUUCUAGUUCCGGCGCCGGCAACAAUCUUCAAGGUUGAACGAGCAGUUUGAACUGAGAGUGAGAACCAAAACGGUUGCAGAUAGAAAUAAUCAAUUGCGGGGAAGUUUCUAAAUUGAUGGAACAGCACAUGCGAUUGCAGUUGCAAGUCGCUUCGUGUGAAUGAACCUUGAGUGACGUCACAGCACGCGAAGGACGAAUAAAGAAAAUGGCGGUAAGGUGGGAUGCGGCUUUAGAAUCGCGUUUGAUAGAUUUAAUUCGACAAUACGAAUGUAUAUGGAAUUCUAACACAGAAUCGUACAAGAGAAAAGACAUUAAAAGCAAGUGCUGGAAUGAAAUUGGAGCAGUAUUAGGGAUAGACGGAACUGAAGCGUCGAAAAAAUUCCACAAUAUCAAAACCACGUUUCUGCGAAUAAAGAAACGAGUCGAACAGUCACAAUUAAGCAAUCAAGCUAUACAGGAGGUAUACAAACCUAAAUGGGAACACUGGAAUCAACUAUCGUUUCUACUAGUUUCGGAUAAUGUCAGUUCAUCCGAAUCUAGUUUCCAGGACUCCGCACCCGAUACACAGACGGAUUACACAGACUUACUAACAAUAGUUAAAACGGAAGAGCCAGAAGUACAAAGCUGUUCGGCAAUAGAUACAACGUCUAUAACAGCAGAAUCUACAGAUCGACGACGAAAACGUCCAAGAGAUCAUGCAGAGAAGGAGCGUGAAAAAUUUUACAAAGCUGCCACAUCAGCCCUAGUGGAUGUUCCUGAUGAGGAUGAUUUAUUUGCUAGUUACAUAGCUGCCAGACUGAAAAAGAUUCCUGAAAACAGAAAAAUGAUAGUCCAUGAAGAGAUAAUGAGAAUCUUAAAUGAUGCUUCAUCUGCAUAACAUUAUUUUUAUAUAAAA
This is a messenger RNA of Centruroides sculpturatus (bark scorpion), 1110 nucleotides long. RefSeq lists its product as uncharacterized. The transcript is spliced from 4 exons. Gene Ontology annotation, molecular function: DNA binding. Bases 421 to 1092 code for a protein of 223 amino acids. Gene Ontology annotation, cellular component: nucleus; transcription regulator complex. NCBI's taxonomy places the organism in Eukaryota, Metazoa, Arthropoda, Arachnida, Scorpiones, Buthidae. The record is from RefSeq and is a predicted model, not a curated record. Gene Ontology annotation, biological process: regulation of transcription by RNA polymerase II.